AUGAUUUGGUUGAUUGCUCUUCUGUGUACUUUCCUGGAAAUAGAUGAUAACCAUUAUGCCAUACUUAUUUUGCAGCAGGAGAGUCAGGGUGCAUCAAACAAGAUGGCUUCAAAUUCCUCUCCAUCACACUUAUGUGUUCUUUGUGGGGAGAAACUGGAAACAAAAGCCCUACUGCAAGAACACUUUCGGAAGCAUGCCAACAAUCAGAUUGGCAGCAAAGGUAAGUCGGAGCAGAAGGGAAACAGAAAAAGAAAAAUAGAAUGCAUCACUUCAAGCAAGGAAAUCAAGUGUGAUGCCUGUGAUGCCACAUUUGAGGAUCUUUCUCUUGCCCUCACACACAAGUUCAGAAAGCAUAGGGACAGCAAUGAACGGUAUUACUGUCCGAUGUGCGGCAAGAACUUUCCGCUGAAGACUUGUCGGGAAGCACACAUGAAGACUCAUGCAUUUGAAAAGCCUGAAGGCAUAUUCAGUUGUGGAGGCUGUGCUGAGGAGUUCUUCUCUACUGGAGCCCUUGACUAUCAUGUUAAAACUGUUCACCGCUGGGACCACCGUCUCAUUCCACAAGUCAUUCCUCCUCCUCCAAGCAAAAAAGUGAAGGUUGAUAAUGCUGGUGACUUGCAUAUGGUGUACUACUGUCACCUUUGUGGCUGUGAGUACAUGAUCAAGUAUAAUCUCCAGAAGCAUCUAAGGAAUUCCCACUCUUCAGAAGAAAGAGAUGUUCAACCGUCAACCAUCAUCAAGUGUCGUGUCUGUGAUGCCAUAUUCUACUCCAAAAAAGCCUACAAGACUCACACAGUUCAUCACUCUCCACUUGACAUGUACAUCAGUGAUGGAGCAACGCGCUUCCUUCAGAUGCGAGUUGAUGCCGACUUUGAUCCGAAAAGGGUGGUUCCAGGGCAGGGCCGUAACUGGCUUCAUUUCUUGGCUAAUCAAAAUGCAACCUGAUAAUUUUUCUAAAAGGAAAAGUGAUUUUCAUGAAAAACAUUCCAUGUUGUGUUCUCAGAACAAUUUUCCACUUUGGAUCUUUUUUCUUUUGUAAAGGGCAUUGAAUGGGCAUUAAAUUAUUUGUCUCCAAAGGUCCAAGUUUUGAAUUCAGUAUUAUUUUUUUUGUGGUGAGUUUCAUGAUUGCUCAGAGGGUCCCAAAGCAUUGCCUUCUUCUGCUGUCAUUACCUUUUUUGGCACCUUGUCAAUGAAG
Messenger RNA from Darwinula stevensoni, 1195 nucleotides. The record is from the annotation of a GenBank genome assembly. NCBI's taxonomy places the organism in Eukaryota, Metazoa, Arthropoda, Ostracoda, Podocopida, Darwinulidae.